Molecule: messenger RNA, 2175 nt
Organism: Sclerotinia sclerotiorum 1980 UF-70
Lineage: Eukaryota; Fungi; Ascomycota; Leotiomycetes; Helotiales; Sclerotiniaceae
Exons: 2
Coding region: 1-2175 (724 amino acids)
Source: RefSeq, a predicted model, not a curated record
AUGGCUCCUAGCAAACAACAUCGAUACGAUAGCUCGCCUUCACCACGCGCAAGAGGGACUUUUAGUUCAAAGGAUAAUAAAACUGGGUCUGAUGGCGUGGGAUGGGGAACCAGGGCGGCGAGGACGCCUGUGGAUAAUUGGAUAAAGAGAAUCUUGGACGACGAGGGUAAUGAUGGGGAGGAUCCGAGUGUGGAUAUUGAGGGCGUUACACGAGACAUUGGAAAAUUGAGAGAAGAGGAAGCUAAUGGGACGGGUAGAGGUUGGGAUACGGAUCUUGAGUUUACGACUAGAAGUAUGGAUUUUAAUCACAGUCCGCGAUUGAAAACGGCGGGUAUACCGAGUAGGAUUGAGGAGAUUAUGGAAAAUGAGAGGAGUUUUGCUGAGGACGAUGAUGAGGAAGAGGAAGAUCGGGAAGCAAAUGUUGUCAAAGCUCAGGGAAAGCCGGCGACGAAAGAUAAAUUCGUCGUUAAACCUGAGAAUCAGAAUGGGUCGCAGACAACACGGGACGAGAAUGCGAUAAGGGAGACAGUUCGUGCUAAAUCACAAGAACGAAGAGAUCGUUUGCGAAAGGAAUUGAAAGAACGUCGCGAGGAGCGGAGACCAAUCACUUCAUAUGAGGCUGAAGAUAAUAAGAUUUCGCAGGAAAGGCAGGAAGGAGUAUUGCGAAAUAGGUUACCCAGGGAACGAAGAGCACGAAGUGGUGACUUUUCAAGAAAUAAUCCAGUUCAUGUCGAAAUUCCCAUACGCAGCCUGCAUAAUAAUAAAGAGAAUAUCAUGCCGCUGGAAGAGAAACCUCUUUCGCGGUUAGAAAGAAGGUUCCAGGGAGAAGACGGCCUCAAGGCGAUACAGAGAGCUCGCGAAAACAGAUUAAGGCACGAACACAACCAGAAAGUCGGAGAAGAUAAUGAAACACGACCAAGGAUUGAAAACAGCCGGAGGGCGUCAGAAAAUCUUGAGCCACGGUUUUUUGAACGAGCUGAGACCAACGGCGAAAUAGGUCAAAUGCACGAAAAAAACAUACUGGAGGAAGAAGGAGAAAUAAUACAUGGAACUCCUAUUACAGUAUUCAGCGGGAACGAGAGGCGCCCGAAUGGACCAAAUUCAAAACAAGAAGAUUCCCUUCAGAUUUUAAGGAAUCUCUCCAAAGCUAUUACAGGUACAAAUGGGAGCGGCGGCGACAGUACCGGUAGAUCUGAUAAUAAUCCGCAAGCUCGAAUAUUAUCAGAAAGAUCCCCAUCCGAACUCGAGCAUGCUUCCGAAAGGUUUAAUUCAACACCGACUCCACCUCCAUCCGCACCCAUCGACCCACUCCUGUUGCCCACCCCAAAAGUUACAGGUGGGUGGAUUGAGACCCCCGCACCACCGCGAAUGCGCACCAAUGGUAAAACCUCCAAAGACCAACCUCAGAUCAAAGAGGAACCUUCGUCACCUCGCAGCAACAAGAUCAAUCUCGAAACUGAUGAGAAUGGCAAACCACUCUCUCAUGAAGAGAAAGGAAAAAGACUAGAAGAGCUUGCAUUCCAUCGUAUGAAUCGAAGUUUAAAACAUACAACAAGCAGUAUACGUGAUGCCAGACAUGGUAUUGAAAGGUUGGAACAACAAGUUGCAUCUUCGGGUCCACAUUCGCAUUCCCCCAAAGAACUCGGGAUUCCGACCCCAAAGACUUCAUCCCGUCCCUUCUUCCUCGACACUCCACCAGACCCCCGCUUAAACCCGAAUGUACACUACCUUAUGAUUCCCAUUCCACGCCUCCGCUAUCCUGGAACCAAAAAAUUUACGUGGUUUGGUUUAUUUUUCACAAUAUUCAUAACUUGGUUUGUAGCCGAAUGGGCAAUGUGUGAAACGUAUUGCCAUCCCAAGUAUUCGAAUAAAGAUGUUUGGCACCCUUCAGAUCCGUUCUGGCCAUGGGCUAUCCCGACAAAAAUUGAUCAGUGGACGGGAAAGGUGGUUAGUGCGCGAAUGGAAGAUGUUUGGGAUUGGUGGCAGGGAUAUGAUGAAGAGAUAAGGAUUUGGAAGGAGGAGAUGGCCAAGAAGCAAGAGAUAAAAAUACCCAAGAUUGUAGAGGUAGGGGAUGAUGAAGCGGUGGAAGAGGUGGUAGAUAAGAGCUGGACUAAAGGCAGUGGAGAUAAAGGGGGAAGCAGUUGGUGGAGUUGGGAUAACGAUGAAGUUGUAUAG